AUGCUGUACGUGGUGGGCGUGGGGCUGUGGGACGAGAGUGACAUCACCGUCAGGGGCCUGGCAGCCGUGCGGCGCUGCCAGCACGUCUUCCUUGAAGCCUACACCUCCAUGCUGCUCGUCGACAAGGCCAAGCUGGAGGCGCUGUACGGGAGGGAGGUGAGGGUGGCGGACAGGGAGAUGGUGGAGAGCCGUGCGGGCGACCUGCUGCACCUGGCCGCCAAAGAGGACGUCGCCUUCCUCGUUGUCGGCGACCCCUUCGGUGCCACGACGCACACGGAUCUGAUGCUGAGGGCGAGGCAGCAGGGCGUGGCGGUGAGUGUGGUGCACAACGCCUCUGUGCUCAACGCUGUUGGCGCCACCGGCCUGCAGCUCUACAGGUUCGGCGAGACGGUGUCCAUCCCGUUCUUCACGGACACGUGGCAGCCCGACAGCUUCUACGACCGCAUCCUCGGGAAUGCCGCCAGGGACCUCCACACACUCUGCCUGCUCGACAUCAAGGUGAAGGAGCCAUCGCUGGAGGCCAUGGCCAGGGGCAGGAUAGAGUACGAGGCGCCGCGCUACAUGAGUGUGAACACGGCCAUCUGCCAGCUGCUGCUCGUGGAGGAGAAGCGCCACCAGCAAGUCUGCACACCAGACUCGCUGUGUGUGGGAGUGGCACGGCUGGGUGCGGACUCGCAGUGCAUUGUGUUUGGCAGCAUGCAGCAGCUCUCAGACGUUGACUUGGGCCCGCCUCUGCACUCGCUGGUGCUCUGCGGCGCGCUGCACGAGCUUGAGAGGGACUUCCUGGACGCCUUCAAAGUCACCGAUGCCACGCCCAGGAUCGUGGAGGGCUCAGAAGGAAGCGAAGAGGAGGAGAGCGAGAGGCCCAUCUUGGUCUACCGCAUCAGUGUGCUCAUUCUGCACUUAGAAUCCCUUCUCUCCUCAUGUUUCCUAACGUUUCUCGCCACGGUGCGUAGCAAGCAGGCUGCUGGGCUGGGCCUGCUGUGUACGUCGCUAACAGCGGGCGCAUCAAUUCGCUUGGUGACGAUAUCACCAUCUGCGUUCAAGGCAACACGGCGAAGAGCGGCGGACAUUGAGGAGGAAGAGCGGUGGAACCGUGAGUACGCCGGUGAGGAGGUCGAGGAGUGGCACGUGGGUGACAGCGAGCACGGGAACAUCGGCAAUGAGGGGAAGGCGGCGCCCGACGCCACCACUGAGAUGGAAGGUGAUGCUGAGGCGACUUACGCGGACGCCAAUGCUGAUGGGACCAAGCCCAGACCCACAGCCGCUAAGAAAGGGAAGGUACAGCUUGGUGGGGGUAGCAGCAAGGGGACCCGUGGCAAGGCGAACGUUAACAAGGGGGGUGGCAAGAAGGAUCCUUGCAAGGGGAAACGUGGCAAGGCGAUAACCAACGAGGGUUGCAGCAAGGGAGAUGGAGGCUAUGUCGAAGCCGGACCAUGCUCGGAUGAGGACUACGCUGAAGCAGCAGGCCCCUUACCUACCUACCCGGAGCAGUGA
Closterium sp. NIES-65 is the source of this 1497-nucleotide messenger RNA. NCBI's taxonomy places the organism in Eukaryota, Viridiplantae, Streptophyta, Zygnematophyceae, Desmidiales, Closteriaceae. The record is from the annotation of a GenBank genome assembly.